This is a messenger RNA of Pteropus alecto (black flying fox), 6891 nucleotides long. RefSeq names its product multiple EGF like domains 11 (gene MEGF11). Gene Ontology annotation, cellular component: membrane. The record is from RefSeq and is a predicted model, not a curated record. Lineage: Eukaryota; Metazoa; Chordata; Mammalia; Chiroptera; Pteropodidae. Gene Ontology annotation, molecular function: protein binding. The transcript is spliced from 23 exons. Bases 104 to 3238 code for a protein of 1044 amino acids.
UCUGGCUCCUGGCCCGGCGCUCUGGUGUGGCUUGGGCUCCGGAGGACCGGAUCGCGUGGCUGGCCGGCCAAGCCCCCAGUGGGCCGCGGAAGCAGGGCCUAGGAUGGCGCUCUCAGUGACCGGGCUCAUUGUCUUCUCUCUCCUGCAAACCACCCUCUCCCUGAACCCUGAGGACCCCAAUGUGUGCAGCCACUGGGAGAGCUAUGCCGUGACCGUCCAGGAAUCCUAUGCACAUCCCUUCGACCAGAUCUACUACACACGAUGCACAGAUAUCCUCAACUGGUUCAAGUGUACCAGGCACCGGAUCAGCUAUAAGACGGCAUAUCGGCGCGGUCUCCGGACCAUGUACCGGCGGAGGUCCCAGUGCUGCCCUGGCUACUAUGAGAAUGGAGACUUCUGCAUACCCCUGUGUACAGAGGAGUGUGUGCAUGGCCGUUGUGUUUCCCCAGACACCUGCCACUGUGAGCCUGGCUGGGGAGGACCUGACUGCUCCAGCGGCUGUGACAGCGACCACUGGGGUCCCCAUUGCAGCAACCGGUGCCAGUGCCAGAACGGUGCCCUGUGUAACCCCAUCACCGGCGCCUGUGUGUGCGCCGCCGGCUUCCGUGGCUGGCGCUGCGAGGAGCUCUGCGCACCAGGCACCCACGGCAAGGGCUGCCAGCUGCCGUGCCAGUGUCGCCACGGUGCCAGCUGCGACCCCCGCACUGGCGAGUGUCUCUGCGCACCCGGCUACACCGGCGUCUACUGCGAGGAACUGUGCCCGCCUGGGAGCCAUGGGGCUCACUGUGAGCUGCGCUGUCCCUGCCAGAAUGGGGGCAUCUGCCACCACAUCACUGGCGAGUGUGCCUGCCCCCCAGGCUGGAUGGGAGCCGUGUGUGCCCAGCCCUGUCCACCAGGGACUUUCGGCCAGAACUGCAGCCAGGAUUGUCCUUGCCACCAUGGAGGGCAGUGUGACCAUGUGACUGGACAGUGCCACUGCACAGCUGGAUACAUGGGGGACAGGUGCCAAGAGGAAUGCCCCUUCGGGACCUUCGGCUUCCAGUGCUCACAACGAUGUGACUGCCACAACGGGGGCCAGUGUUCCCCCACCACCGGUGCCUGUGAGUGUGAACCUGGCUACAAAGGCCCACGCUGCCAGGAGCGGCUAUGUCCCGAGGGCCUGCAUGGCCCAGGCUGCACCUUGCCCUGUCCUUGUGAUGCCAACAACACCAUCAGCUGCCACCCAGUAACUGGAGCUUGCACCUGCCAGCCAGGCUGGUCUGGCCACCACUGCAAUGAGUCCUGCCCUGCUGGCUACUAUGGCGAUGGCUGCCAGCUGCCUUGCACCUGUCAGAAUGGUGCUGACUGUCACAGCAUCUCUGGGAGCUGCACUUGUGCCCCAGGCUUCAUGGGAGAAGUCUGUGCAGUUCCCUGUGCGGCAGGCACCUAUGGCCCCAACUGCUCAUCUGUCUGUAGCUGUAACAAUGGUGGCACCUGCUCCCCAAUAGAUGGCUCCUGCACCUGCAAAGAAGGAUGGCAGGGCCUCGACUGCACCCUGCCAUGUCCCAGCGGGAUGUGGGGCCUGAACUGCAAUGAGAGCUGCACCUGUGCCAACGGGGCAGCCUGCAGCCCCACAAAUGGCUCCUGCUCCUGUACCCCCGGCUGGCUGGGAGAUACCUGCGAGCUGCCCUGCCCGGACGGCACAUUUGGGCUGAACUGCAGUGAGCGCUGUGACUGCAGUCAUGCUGAUGGCUGUGAUCCUGUCACAGGCCACUGCUGCUGCCUGGCUGGCUGGACAGGCAUCCGCUGUGAUAGCACAUGUCCGCCUGGUCGCUGGGGCCCCAACUGCUCUGUCUCCUGCAGCUGUGAGAACGGCGGCUCCUGCUCCCCAGAGGAUGGAAGCUGCGAGUGUGCCCCUGGCUUCCGAGGACCCUUAUGCCAGAGAAUCUGCCCCCCUGGGUUCCAUGGUCACGGCUGCACCCAGCCAUGCCCCCUCUGCGUGCACAGCAGUGGGCCCUGCCACCACGUGAGUGGCAUCUGUGAGUGCCUCCCCGGAUUCUCCGGAGCCCUCUGCAACCAAGUGUGUGCUGGAGGGCACUUUGGGCAGGACUGUGCCCAGCUCUGCUCCUGUGUCAACAAUGGGACCUGCAGCCCCAUCGAUGGCUCCUGCCAGUGCUUUCCCGGAUGGAUUGGCAAGGACUGCUCACAGGCUUGCCCAACUGGAUUCUGGGGCCCUGCCUGCUUCCACACUUGUAGCUGCCACAACGGGGCGACCUGCAGCGCUGAGGAUGGGGCCUGCCGCUGCACCCCGGGAUGGACCGGACUCUUCUGCACACAGCGCUGCCCAGCAGCUUUUUAUGGGAAGGACUGUGGGCACGUGUGCCAGUGUCAGAAUGGCGCCAGCUGCAACCACAUCAGCGGCAAGUGCACCUGUCGCACAGGCUUCACCGGGAGACACUGUGAGCAGAAAUGUGCCCCAGGAACCUUUGGCUAUGGGUGUCAGCAGCUAUGUGAGUGCAUGAACAAUGCCACCUGUGACCACGUCACCGGCACCUGUUAUUGCAGCUCUGGAUUCAAAGGAAUCAGGUGUGAUCAAGCUGCCCUCAUGAUGGAGGAGCUGAAUCCCUACACCAAGAUCAGCCCAGCGUUGGGUGCAGAGCGGCACUCGGUGGGCGCUGUCACAGGUAUCAUCCUACUGUUGUUCCUCAUUGUGGUGAUGCUGGGCCUGUUCGCCUGGCGCCGACGGCGGCAAAAAGAGAAGGGCCGUGACCUGGCUCCCCGCGUCUCCUACACACCUGCCCUGAGGAUGACCAGCACUGACUACUCCCUCUCAGGUGCUUGUGGAAUGGAUAGACGUCAAAACACAUACAUUAUGGACAAAGGCUUCAAAGAUUACAUGAAAGAAUCCGUGUGCAGUUCUAGCACUUGUUCCCUGAAUAGCAGUGAAAACCCUUACGCCACAAUUAAGGACCCACCCAUCCUCACCUGCAAGCUUCCAGAAAGCAGCUAUGUAGAAAUGAAGUCACCUGUGCACAGAGGGUCUCCGUACACAGAUGUGCCAUCCUUGUCGACAUCUAAUAAAAAUAUAUAUGAAGUUGAGCCCACAGUCAGUGUGGUCCAAGAAGGUCGCGGUCAUAACUCCAGCUAUAUCCAGAAUCCAUACGACCUACCUAGGAACAGCCAUAUUCCUGGUCAUUAUGACCUCCUCCCAGUAAGACAGAGCCCUGCCAAUGGGCCCUCCCAGGACAAUCAGUCUUAAGAGGGAUAAGCUUCUCUCUUGCAAUGUGCUCUGCUGAAUAUUCUCUGACUCUGAAAGAAGACAAUCCCUUGACUUGAAAUAAUGGUACAGACUGACUCCAGCUGCGUGUUAGUUAUUACUUUCACCUGGAACUAAAGAAGAGCUUCCAAAUGAGACUGGGGUAAUUGUUCAAAAGGUCUGUUCACAAAGGCAAAUCCUAUCACCCAUCCACCCCCAAUCCCAAAUGCCCUGGAUUAUACAAUCUUUUAAAACAUUUAGGAUACAGCUACUUAUUAUCAACAUGAGCUAAAUAUAGCUAAAUAUAUUUAUUUAUAUACUUAAUUAUCUAAAACAUAAUGCUUAGAAAGCAUGUAGAAUAGGUUUUACAAACCUUCCUAAGAGGGAAAUGGGGACUGGGGAGGGAGGAGGAUUACUUUAAAACACCUGAAAUGUAUUAUGUACUUUUGGUUGCUGUAACCAUCAACAUCCGUUUGAUUACCUAAGAUAAUUAAUGCAUAGACACAAACUGUGCUAAUAUUGUUCAUCAAGUACCUGUACAUAUAUGUCUGGUCCAUCAAAUUACACCAACCAAGAUUACAGAGUUUAGUAUAUAGUCUAAUGCUGACAACUUCAAUUUUUUAAAAUAACUUUAAUAAAUACAAAUUAAUUUUGCCUCUUCUGCCCCUGCUGGUAGUAGGAGGGGAAGAAAAGUUUCCAAAGUGUAGCAGCCUCUUUCAGUCUACCACAGUAUUUCUAGGACAGCUUUACCCAAUCUUGCCAAUUCGAAGUUCCAGAACACUGCAAGUCAGUCCUGGCCUUGUCAUAUCUCAUUAGUGUACCUAACACCUGAGUCACUCCAUGGGAAAGAAGAUUCUGAGAUGCUGCUUUAAGCAAGCAGGCAGUCAGACUGUUAAGAAUUAAGUGUCUCUAAAAAUGGCUAUUUGGCCUUCUAAAUUUAUUUGGUUGGCAUUCCUUGACUUAGAAUACUUGCUUUCAAGCAUUUUUUUUUUCCAUAAAUCUUGAGCUUGAUGUACUAUGGAACCUAAAAGUGUAGAUGAAAUUAGACAAAAGUGAACAUAGCAAGUUUAAAUUAAAGUACAUUAUACUUUUUGAUGGAACUAAAUUGAAAUGAUGAAAGAAUGGACUGUAAUUGGCUGCUGUAACAUGAUGUAAAAACCUUAUAGUAAACAGCACAUAAGGAUAUGAAGUGCUUGUACCUCCUACCUUAAAACCACUACCUACUGAGAUAAUCAAAACUGAAUUACAAUGAGCUAAUGCUCCAGAUCCCACUAUUCAGAUGUGUCUAUGCCUUCCAAUACUAAUGAACACAGGUAAACUCAGGCUCAGAUGAGUCAAAGAUGGAGCCAACUCCCAAGCCUGAAAGAGGACCUUCUCACAAGAAUUAAAAGACCAAAAGGGCAAACCGAGGAAACUGCUGGCCACCUACACACCACUCCAUUCUGUUAACAGUCCAACCAGUAAAAAUACUUCCAAAAAAGUAUAUAGAAGAGGAACUAAAUGACUACAAAGCUGGAAUAGCUGCUACAGGAAUGUGGGAGUUCUGAAGCCCUUGAUACAAAUUGGAAGUGUGCCAUGGAACCCAUUAUUUGGGCAAUAACCAGCAAAAGCAAGAAAAAAAAAGGAGUAAACACCCCCUUCCCCACUUCACUCAAGGCUUAAGCAAAUGUUACUGUUAGGGAAAAAAUAUCUAAUACUUACAUGAAUGCUGCAUGUGUGCAUGGGAGCAAGUGAUCAGCAAUAGCAAAUUUACUUUCCAAAAAAAGCCUUAUUAAAAUAUAAAUACUAGAAAAUUACUUUGUAGACCCAAGUAAAUAUUUCUCAUACAUACGGAGAAAGAAAUAUAGAUGAGAGACUUACCUCAGUACUUCAGGGCAGCAAGUGCUCAAUUAUCUUUGUGAAGCAAGGAUCAAGAAUCGUGGCGAAGUCAGAUCAGCAAAGAGAAACUUCAUCUCACUCCCAGGUUUUAUCUUCUCCCCUUACCCUGCAUGUACAGUAAUGGCUGCCUGGCGAACUGCAAACAAGCAGCAUCACUCAAGUUUCAAGUUUCACCUCUUUUUUGCCGACUAUCUUCUGGGCAAAAUUGAGCAAGAGGUGGCAUGGUGGAAUUGCUAAAGCACUGGGUCAAGAGAUCGAGUAUUGCUUGCCCUAUCUGGGCUUUUCCCCUUCCAUGUGUAAAAAAAAAGGGGGCGGGGGAGAAGCACAGAGGGAUAAGGGAACACUAAACCUUUCAGCUCUAGCAUUCUGAUUUUUAAAGAAAUGUAUCACAAAUCAAAUCAGACAACACAGGAAAAGGGAAAGACAGAGGGUGUGAUUAAUCUCUGGUGACAACAGCUGUCUUCACAUAUCUAAGAAUUACUGGUAAACAACAUUUCAAUCUUACAGAGCAACUGUUAGGAACUUGUCUAGCACCGUCACAAAUAGGGUCAUGGUCAACCUAAACAUGGGCACUGUGCAGUUUAUUGGCAACUUGGAAAGAUCUGUUCAAUUAUUUUACAGAAACUAAGUUUUCGCAACAAGUGAUGUGCAUAUAAUGCGAAUGAAUAAAGGAAAUAAUUAUUGUACAAUAGCAUAAGUGAGACUAUGAAAUGGCAAUACUUUUUUAAACAAUCCAGAUUUGUAAUAUAUUUAUUCACUGUGCAGAGGGAUCAUACCUUGUACAAAAUAAAAUUAAUUUCUCAAACUAAUUUAUAGGAGUCCCUACUGUUGUGCUGCAAACCAAAAAUGUGUCUAUAAUCUAUACCUUAGGUGUAAGGGUAGAACUAAUUUAUGUUUUGUGUGGUCACUUUAAACAGCCGGAGAAGUGAAAAUUAUCCCAAUUGAUGCUUAAAGUUAAAAAGUUCUAUCAAAUUUAUAACAAGAGUCUCUUCCUUUAAAGUAGUGAAUGGGAGCAACAUAUUCGUAAUUCAUGUCCAAAAAUUAUUGAAAAAAUCUCAUCAACUUCAGUAUAGAGAAUUUUCCUGCUUUCACAAAGAUUUGGACUGAAAGACAACUAUUACAGCUUGUGCUCAGCUCCAGAGACACAAAUAAGUCUAUGGAAUGAAAUAAAGGCAAGUAUAUGGGCCACCUACUAUACAUAAGUACAACGAAUAGUUUUCCACUAGUAGAAGUAGUCACCUAUGAUGGAAGUAAUCAAACAGUACUCUGAGUGAGUCUGUUUUAGGACCUUUUAAAACAUAACCUUGUGACCUAACUAGUAAAGCAGCAGCAGGAUUGUUAUAAAAUACAGAUGCUAAAAAAUAGCUUAUUGAAUGCAUUCAAUGGUAUAAGUUUAAAAUUUCUCCUUCAUACUUUCAAAGGCUUGUACAUAAUCCUCAUACUUAAGUCAAAUUAAAACCUUUCAACUUGUCAGUUCACAAGGCUUAGUGGAUAAUCAGAAGCUAUUCCCAUUUAAUAAAAUGGUUAAACAAGAAUAUAUUUUUACUAGUUAGAGAUUAUUAAGACUCAUUCAGAAAAGAUCCUCCUACCAACAAUCUCAAGGGCUGGAGCUUGACAUCAUGAAAGAUAAAACACAAUCAAGAGUUUUAUAAAGCUAAAAAGCAUAUUUACUGAGAAUAGUGUAAGAUUAUAACUUAUAAAGGCUCAGAAUACUACCCAAUAUCACAAAUGAAAACUAAAGGCUGCAGGUUGUGUACACAGUACUGAAUACUCAAGAA